AUGGAGGAGCCGUUCCGUCCGCCUCCUCCUCCACCUCCUCCUCUCCUCCUCCCGCGCAGCCCCCUUCAGCCGCCGCUGCCGGGGGAGGCUGAAGAGGAGGGAGCGGCGGCGGCGGCGGCCAGCCCCGCUUGGGGGAAGGCGGAAGCCGCGGCCUCGGGCGACAGCGCCGGCGGGGGGGCCGGCCUCUGGACGGCUGUCUUCGAGUACGAGGCGUGCGGCGAGGACGAGCUGAGCCUGCGUCCCGGCGACGUGGUGCAGGUGCUCUCCAGGGACUCGCAGGUAUCCGGGGACGAAGGCUGGUGGACGGGCCAGAUCGACCAGCGCGUCGGCAUCUUCCCCAGCAACUACGUGACCAGCAGCCGGGGCAGCAGCAGCGGACGCCGCCUCCGCCUCCAGGAAGGGAGGAGGUCGGAUCUUCAGGCUGCCAGUCCGGCCAUCCAGUUGCUGGAGAUUGACUUCUCAGAGCUUAUUCUGGAGGAAAUUAUUGGCAUAGGAGGUUUUGGGAAAGUGUACCGUGCAGUUUGGUUUGGAGAGGAAGUUGCUGUCAAGGCAGCUCGCUAUGAUCCCGAUGAAGACAUCAGUGAAGCCAUUGAGAAUGUCCAUCAAGAAGCCAAGCUCUUUGCUAUGCUAAAACAUUCCAACAUAAUUGCCCUUAAAGGUGUAUGUCUAAAGGAACCGAACCUUUGCCUGAUUAUGGAGUUUGCUCGUGGAGGCUCAUUAAAUAGAGUGCUGUCUGGUAAAAGGAUUCCACCAGACAUUCUGGUUAACUGGGCUGUCCAGCUUGCUGAAGGAAUGAACUAUCUGCAUGAGGAAGCAAUUGUUCCUAUUAUCCACCGGGAUCUGAAGUCCAGCAAUAUAUUGAUCCUUGAAAAAGUGGAAAAUGGAGACCUCAGCAACAAAAAUUUAAAGAUCACUGACUUUGGCUUGGCCAGAGAAUGGCAUAAGACUACUAAAAUGAGUGCAGCAGGAACAUAUGCUUGGAUGGCUCCUGAAGUUAUCCGUUCCUCUAUGUUCUCUAAAGGCAGUGAUGUGUGGAGUUAUGGGGUAUUGCUUUGGGAAUUAUUAACUGGGGAAGUACCAUUUCGAGGAAUUGAUGGCCUAGCGGUAGCAUACGGUGUUGCUAUGAAUAAACUUUCGCUUCCUAUUCCUUCAACGUGCCCAGAACCUUUUGCCAGACUAAUGGAAGAUUGUUGGAAUACUGAUCCUCAUUCAAGACCACCCUUUGCAAAUAUUUUGAAUAAACUAACUAAUAUAGAAGAAUCUGGUUUUUUUGAAAUGCCAAAAGAAUCGUUUCAUUCCCUGCAAGAAGAUUGGAAAAUUGAAAUCCAGGAAAUGUUUGACCAACUCAGAGCCAAGGAAAAGGAGUUGCGGACGUGGGAAGAAGAGUUAAAACAAGCAGCAGUUCAACAGAAAAACUAUGAAGAACUACUACGGCAACGCGAGCAGGAGUUGGCAGAGCGAGAAAUUGGUAUUUUAGAAAGAGAACUCAAUAUCAUCAUCCACCAACUGUGCCAGGAAAAGCCCCGUGUGAGAAAACGCAUGGGCAAAUUCAGGAAAAAUCGGCUCAAGUUAAAAGAUGGCAAUCACAUCAGUCUUCCCUCUGAUUUCCAGCACAAAUUCACUGUGCAGGCAUCUCCAACCAUGGAUAAAAGAAAAAAUUUGAUCAACAUCUGUGCCAGUCCUCCUGCCAGCCCUACUAUCAUUCCUCGGCUCAGGGCCAUCCAGUUAACCCCUGGGGAAAGCAGCAAAACUUGGACACGCAGCUCUGUGUUCCAGAAAGAUGAGGAAGGAGAAGAAGAAAAAAGAGGCCAGAAGAAAAAGGGCCGGACAUGGGGACCAGGUACUCUUUGCAGUAAAGAGCUAACAUCAAGUGAGGAUGGCCUAAAGUCCCUGACAGAUGGCGCUAGACAGUGGUCAUCUAGUGCUCCAAACCUUGGAAAAUUCCAGCGAACAAUAGUCCCUUUUCCUGGGUUUGCAAGCCUGAUAGAAAUGGACAACGAAGACAACGAUUCUUUGAACGAUACAGAGAGCAAGAUGCUGCAAGCCCCUGGAUUUAACCAAUCAUACCUCUGCAUCCCAUUUCAUAAGAAUGAUGACUGGGAUACCCACUCGAGCGAUCCUAAUGAAGAGACUACUCCGGUGAAUUCUUGCACAAGCACUCCUCAGCUCACUCCCACCAACAGCCUCAAACGUGGGGGCUCUCAGUAUAAACAAUGUCAGUUGGCCUUUCUAGGGUGUGGGGCUGUGUUGGCUGCUGCUGGCCUGGGUUUUGAUCUUUUGGAGGCUGGCAAGUGCCAGCUGCUAACCCAGGAAGAUCAGGACGUGUCCAAGGAAGAGAAGAAGAAACGGGAAAGUAUCUUUCAACGGGCUGUUCUAUCUCGAAGGAGUACAAGCCCACCUUCAAGGAAGAUCUUCAAGAAAGAAGAACCCACCUUCUUGUUAAACGAACCAUCCAGUUCUCUGACUCUGCUCUCUUUGUCUUCAAUUUCUGAAUGUAACUCUACCCGUUCUUUGCUUCAUUCAGACAGUGAUGAAAUUGUGGUAUACGAGAUGCCUGUUAGCCCUGUGACAGUGAAGGCUCCCUUGCCAGUAGUUAGUAACCCACUGGUUAAUAUCCGAGUUGAGAGAUUCAAACGGAAUCCCAAUCAGUCUUUGACACCUACACAUGUGACUCUUUCUUCUGAAGCUCAGCAACAGAGGCAUAGGCGCACUCCCUCAGAUGGCGCCAUAAAACUGGCCGAUCUCGUUCCUAAUGGAGAUUCUUCCAGUAAUUGUCCACCGGGAAUUCUGGGAACAGGUAUAAUAAAAACUCCCAGUCCAAGUCAGGGUCCAAAUGAAGUCCCUCGUCUGCCAGAUCCCAACCUCAUCUUCCCUCCAACCCCCAGGCGUUAUAUCGCUCAACAGGAAUCCAUGUUGGAGAGACCCAAGACCUUGGAAUUCCUACCUAGGCCACGCCCUUCAGCUAACAGGCAGCGAGUUGAUCCCUGGUGGUUGGUAUCCCCAAGUAAGGCUAGGGGUGAAUCCUCUGCUAAUAGCUCCAGUACUGAAACUCCCAGUAACCUGGAUUCCUGCUUUGCCAGCAGUAGCAGCACAGUCGAAGAGCAGUCCACGCUGCUUUCUUUUCGUGUCAGGCUGCCUGAAGAGGAACGGACAUUGCUGGACAUGGAUGUUGAAGGUCAGAAUCAGGACAGCACAGUGCCACUAUGCAGAGCAGAACUCAGAACACAUAAAUCUACAGCAUAUGAACUCAAGCAAGAAUUUUGGUCCUAGCAUGAAACCCACAAGGGGCUGGUAAGCUCCUUUUUGCUUCAGUUCUA
Notechis scutatus (mainland tiger snake) is the source of this 3317-nucleotide messenger RNA. It is a transcript of the gene MAP3K9, whose product is annotated as mitogen-activated protein kinase kinase kinase 9. Gene Ontology annotation, molecular function: protein binding; JUN kinase kinase kinase activity; ATP binding. Gene Ontology annotation, biological process: protein phosphorylation. NCBI's taxonomy places the organism in Eukaryota, Metazoa, Chordata, Lepidosauria, Squamata, Elapidae. The record is from RefSeq and is a predicted model, not a curated record.